AUGAGUGAAGAUCAGCACAAUAACCCGCCCCCAACCCUUUGUGGGUACUUGAACAGCAGAGGUGAUGACUGCGGAGCAGCCAUCCAAACCUUAUUUUUCUUUGUUGUCAAGACUUUACUUGAUGAUUGGCUCAAGACAGCAGCAAGCUCUCUGCAACUCUGGGAAAAAGCUCCUCUUGAGCCGUAUGCUCUCCAAAAACCUAUGACUUACUGUGUUGUAUGUCCUGACAUCGAUCCCCUUACGACUGCUGCUGCAGACUUUUUCCAACAACUUGGCACUGUGUACGAGACAUGCAAAUUGGGGACUCAUCUGCCUCAUACUGUGGGAAAUCAAAUGGAGAUAGACUCUGGAAAGUGGUCAUCAUCUGGUUUUGUUCUACUUGACUGCCCUCAAUCAAUGAAGAUAGAAAGUAAUACUGCUUCUCUUGUUGGAUCAAUAAGCGACUAUUUUCUAUCACUCUCCAAUGGUUGGGAUUUAACGAGCUUUCUAAAGUCUCUCUCUAAGGCUCUGAAAGCUUUGAAACUUAGUUCAUGCCUUGCCUCUAAUCCAAAAGAGGGAAAUAGUGGUCCUUGCACAAGGGAAAGGGGGCUUACUACCUCAAUAGUUAGACUCACUCUGGCUGUUGCUAUUGUGGACAUCUCCAUGACUUCUAGGAUUGGCAUCAUUAGAUUGAAGAAUUGGUGUUGUGUUUUAGAUGUAAAAGAUGAAAUGUGGACAGAUUAA
Molecule: messenger RNA, 723 nt
Organism: Thlaspi arvense
Lineage: Eukaryota; Viridiplantae; Streptophyta; Magnoliopsida; Brassicales; Brassicaceae
Source: the annotation of a GenBank genome assembly